Messenger RNA from Penaeus monodon (black tiger shrimp), 651 nucleotides. RefSeq lists its product as uncharacterized. The record is from RefSeq and is a predicted model, not a curated record. The transcript is spliced from 2 exons. Lineage: Eukaryota; Metazoa; Arthropoda; Malacostraca; Decapoda; Penaeidae. The annotation marks the transcript as partial.
AUGGGUAACGGAAAUACCAGAGGAUAUAUCCGUUACCAGGAAUACCAGAGGAUAUACCCGUUACCCAAAAUACCCAAAAAAUAUACCCGUUACCCAGAAUACCACAAAAUAUACCCGUUACCCAAAAUACCCAAAAAAUAUACCCGUACCCAGAAUACCAGAGGAUAUACCCUACCAGAAUACCCAAAAAUAUACCGUACCCAAAUACCCACAGAAUAUACCCGUUACCCAGAAUACCAUAAGGAUAUAUCCGUUACCAGGAAUACCCAAGAAUAUACCCGUUACCCAAAAUACCCCAAAAAUAUACCCGUUACCCAGAAUACCAGAGGAUAUACCCGUUACCCAAAAUACCCCAAAAAUAUACCCGUUACCCAGAAUACCAGAGGAUAUACCCGUUACCCAGAAUACCCCAAAAAUAUACCCGUUACCCAAAAUACCCCAAAAAUAUACCCGUUACCCAAAAUACCCCAAAAAUAUACCCGUUACCCAAAAUACCCAAAAAAUAUACCCGUUACCCAGAAUACCAGAGGAUAUACCCGUUACCCAGAAUACCCCAAAAAUAUACCCGUUACCCAGAAUACCAGAGGAUAUACCCGUUACCCAAAAUACCCCAAAAAUAUACCCGUUACCAGAAUACCAGAGGAUAUACCC